AAGAAGAAGAAGAAGAAGAAGAAGAAGAACCCUGUCGGAAGAAGCGCAGUUCGAUAGUAGAUCGCUGCAUAUCUGGCAACCCAAGUGAGUCAAAGUAAAGGGAGGCGGACUCCCUGCAGGGAUUCAUCGGGUUACACCCAUCGCUGUUUAGAUGGCUCACAGAGGGGAGUAAGUUGAACGGUGCUGAACACCCUGAAGUCAGUCAGCAGACUUCUCUCCUCACCAAUUAAAGCAGAAUGGAGCAAGAAUUUGAGGAUAUUGACUCGUCCGGCAAAUGGCAAAACCUUUACAACGAAAUCCGCACCCAGGCUGUGGAACAUCCGUACAAAGUAGCAAAACUUGCAGUGAACAGGGCUCUGAACCGCUACAGAGAUGUCAGCCCGUAUGAUCACAGUCGGGUAAAACUGAGAAACGCAGAAAAUGACUACAUAAAUGCAAGUUUAGUCACCGUGACAGAAGCUGAAAGAGCUUACAUUCUUUCUCAGGGCCCUUUGGCGACUACGUGUGGUCAUUUCUGGCUCAUGAUUUGGGAGCAGCGCUCCAAAGCUGUUAUAAUGCUCAACAGAGUUAUAGAAAAAGGAUCUGAAAAGUGUGCACAGUACUGGCCCACGUCAAAGGAGCUGCAGAUGUUUUUCACAGACGCGGGCUUUGUUGUGAGGCUGCUGUCAGAGGAGGACCAAUCCCAGUAUACGAUCCGAGUGUUAGACCUUGAGAACACAAAGACGGGAGAGUCCAGAGAGAUCUACCACUUUCACUACACCACAUGGCCUGACUUUGGGGUGCCAGAAUCUCCUGCCUCCUUCCUCAACUUCCUCUUCAAGGUUCGGGAGUCUGGCUCGCUGGGCCCGAAACACGGGCCCUCGGUGGUGCACUGCAGCGCUGGAAUCGGCCGCUCGGGGAGCUUCGCCUUGGUGGACACCUGUCUACUCCUGAUGGACAAGAGGAAGAGCCCGUCAUCAGUGGACGUACAGAAGGUGCUGUUAGGCAUGAGAGAAUACCGCAUGGGUCUGAUCCAGACCGCGGACCAGCUGCGUUUUUCUUACAUGGCCAUCAUCGAGGGAGCCAAGCUCAUUCUGACUGACAACUCAGAGCCACAGAACACGUUGAUAGGCCUGUCCAGAAACGUGUUUGAGCCAGAUUUACCACCUCCACCACCCCCACCCAGACCUCAUCUAAGUGACAGCAGACCCAACGGAUCAUGCCUGGAGCCACAGGCCGGCACAGGAGACCACCUCCUGGUAAAGGAGGCAGACGGCCAGGACCACCCUGUGAUAGAAAACUCUGUGCAAGUGAGGAAAAGACACCGUGAGGAGAGGAUUGCCAGCACCACACAGAAGAUCCAGCAGAUGAAACAAAGACUGAGUUACUCAGAGGAGGAGGAGAAGAAGAAGAAGAAGAAGAAGAAGAAAGAGACGAGGCAGUCCUGGAGGCCCGUACUGCUUAGCGUUGGUGCCGGAGCAGUGGUGGUGGUCGGCCUGUUGUGCUGGAUGUACGCUCAUUAAAGUGCACUGGCUCCCUAACAACGGACUCCGUUUUUGCAUCGGUACUAGGGCUUAGGUACUUCCUCCAUUAGUAUAUAUAGAUGGUACAAUGUGCAUAACUGAAGAUAUUUAUUACUUAAGGUCAAAAUGCAGGAGUGCUAGAUCAAAUGAGUGUAUAUUUUUCUCGUAAGAUCUUAAAAAGGUAACAUCUCAGGAUCCUGGUGCCAGCACAAAGAUUCCCCUCUUCUUUACACUGUUGUUGAAUGUGUCGCAGUAAAGUUGCUUUGAAAGAAAUGACUAAAGGUGCAGUGCAAAGAAAACAAUUCCUGACAGGUUUAUUUUUGCAUUCUUUAUUUGUAAUAGGCUCUUGUGUGUUUAUCACUUACGGAUACGUUUUACAUGACUGGGAAUGAUGUCCAUCCUACCAUUAAAGAUGUAGGAAAACUCCAGAGCCAAAAGGUCAGCGAUGAGAUUUUAUUGGUUUUAAUAUAAUGAAUGCAUGUUUUUACUCGUUUUCCAGAUCACCAUCAGUUCUUCCGCUCAUAUUAAGCAGGGCAUCCUAACAUGGCCAAAUACACACACACACACACACAUUUUGUGUUUGUGACUAGAUACUUCAUAGGGGGUAACCCUGUCAUAAUUCAAACCCCUCCUGAACGUUCUUUUUCUCGUUUCACUGAAUUUAUACAAACUGCCGAGCUCCUUGCCCAUUAGUGCAUGUGUUGACCCACUGGAUGGGUUCAUGUUUUUCUGCUGUUUUAUUAAGAAAACCAAAGCAAAGCUAUUUGUUUCAGGAAGAUGAUGGCUUAAACAAGCUGUUGAUGACGAAGCCUUGUACUCCCAUUAUGUGGAAUGUAUUUUCUCUUGAAACUCUCACGUGUUACUAAAUGAAGCUAUUCUUGGUACCUUUGACAUUUUUGUUGUGUGACUUUAAUUUUCACCUAUAGCAUUACACAAUUGCGUUUAAACUCCCAUCUAAUCUGAAGUUAUGAAAGUGUGAACUUGACGUUGGAGCGAGCACCUUGUAAUAAAGAAGAUG
Nematolebias whitei (Rio pearlfish) is the source of this 2520-nucleotide messenger RNA. RefSeq names its product protein tyrosine phosphatase non-receptor type 2a (gene ptpn2a). The transcript is spliced from 9 exons. The coding region runs from base 237 to 1502 and encodes 421 amino acids. Gene Ontology annotation, biological process: protein dephosphorylation. The record is from RefSeq and is a predicted model, not a curated record. Lineage: Eukaryota; Metazoa; Chordata; Actinopteri; Cyprinodontiformes; Rivulidae. Gene Ontology annotation, molecular function: protein tyrosine phosphatase activity.